UGCUGUAUUGCUUUCUGUACUGUAGAGAUCCUAUUCGUAGUCAAGAAAAGCCACACAGUUAGAGCGAAAUUCACGUGUAUUUUUAUUCUCAUUACGGGAGUCCAAAGAUAUACUGAUGGUCAUGAUGAUGAAUGUGUUACUUUAUUACGUAUACUGCCAUGUCCCCGUUUUCCCAAGUCAUAUAGAGCAAGAAGAAGGUAG
Messenger RNA from Bipolaris zeicola 26-R-13, 201 nucleotides. RefSeq lists its product as uncharacterized. NCBI's taxonomy places the organism in Eukaryota, Fungi, Ascomycota, Dothideomycetes, Pleosporales, Pleosporaceae. The record is from RefSeq and is a predicted model, not a curated record. The transcript has a single exon. The annotation marks the transcript as partial.